AUGUUCCUCACACUCAGGAAAAAAGCGCUUCACUCUGAGGACAAGGUUCCUGACUCUGAGGACAAAGUUCUUCAAUCUGAGGACAAGGUUUCUCACACUGAGGACAAGGUUCCUCAAUUUGAGGACAAGGUUCUUCACUCAGAGGACAAGGUUCUUCACCCGGAGGACAAGGUUCUUCACUCUGAGGAUAAGGUUCUUCACUUUGAAGACAAGGUUCUCCACUCUGAGAACAAGGUUCUUCACUCUGAGGAUAAGGUUCUUUACUCUGAGGGCAAAGUUCUUCACACUGAGGACAAGGUUCUUCACUCUGGGGACAAGGUUCUUCACUUUGAGGACAAGGUUCUUCUCCCUGAGGACAAGGUUCUUCACUCUGAGGACAAGGUUCUUCACUCUGAGGACAAGGUUUUUCACACUGAGGAGUAGGUUCUUCACUCUGAGGACAAGGUUCCUCACUCUGCGGACAAGUUUCCUCAGUCUGAGAACUAGGUUCUUCGCUCUGUGGACAAGUUUGUCCACUCUGAGGACAAGGUUCCUCACACUGAGGACAAGGUUCUUCACUCCGAGGAAAAGGUGCAUCACUCCGAGGACAAGGUUCUUCAUUCCCCGUACAAGGUUUUCAGACUGAGGACAAGGUUCCUGACUUUGAAAAAAAGGUUCUUCACUCUGAGGAUAAGGUUCUUCACUCUGAGGGCAAGGUUCUUCACACUGAGGAGAAGGUUCUUCAGUCUGAGGACAAGGUUGUUCACUCUGAGGACAAGGUUCCUCACUUUGAGGACAAGGUUCCUCACACUGAGGACAAAGUUCCUGACACUGAGAACAAGGUUACUCAGUCUGACGACAAGGUUCUUCACUCCGAGAACAAGGUUUUUCACCCUGAGGACAACGUUCCUCACUCUGAGGACAAGUUUCUUCCCUCUGAGGACAAGGUUCUUCACUCUGCGGACAAGGUUCGUCACUCUGAGGACAAGUUCCUUCACUCUGAGGACAAGGUACUUCACUCUGAGAACAAGGUUCUUCACUCUGAGGACAAGGUUCCUCACUCUGAGGACAAGGUUCCUAACACUGAGAAUAAGGUUCUUCACUCUGAGGACAAGGUUCGUCACACUGAAGACAAGGUUCCUCACUUUGAGGACAAGGUUCUUCACUCUGAAGAUAAGGUUCUUCACUCAGAUGAGAAGGUUCUUCAAACUGAGGACAAGGUUCUUCACUCCGUGGAGCAGGUGCCUCACUCUGAGGACAAGGUUCCUCACUCUGAGGACAUGUUUCUUCACUCUGAUGACCAGGUCCUCCACUCUGAGGACAAGCUGCUGCACGCUGAGGACUAGGUUCCUCACACUGAGGACAAGCUUCCUCACUUUGAGGACAAGGUUCUUCACUCUGAAGACAAGGUUCUGCACUCUGAGGACAAGAUUCUUCACUCUGAGGACAAGGAUCCUCACUCUGAGGACAAAGUUCUUCAAUACGAGGACAAGGUUUCUCACACUGAGGACAAGGUUCCUCACUUUGAGGACAAGGUUCUUCACUCCGAGGACAAGGUGCCUCACUCUGAGGACAAGUUUCUUCACUCUGAGGACGAGGUUCUUCACUCUGAGGACAAGUUUCUUCACUCUGAGGACAAGGUUCUUUACUCUGACGACAAGGUUCCUCACACUGAGGACAAGGUUUUGCGCUCUGAGGACAAGGUUCCUCACUCUGAGGACAAGGUUCCUCACUCUGAGAAAAAGGUUCCUCACUCUCUGGAUAAGGUUCUUUAUUUGAGGACAAGGUUCUUCACUCUGAGGACAAGGUUCUUCACUGUGAGGACAAGGUUCUUCUCUCUGAGACAAGGUUCCUCACUCGUAGGACAAGGUUCCUCACUCUGAGACAAGGUUCUUCACUCUGAGGACAAGUUUCUUCACUCUGAGGACGAGGUUCCUCACAUUGAGGGCAAGGUUCUUCACUCCGAGGACAAGGUGCCUCACUCUGAGGACAAGUUUCUUCACUCUGAGGACGAGGUUCUUCACUCUGAGGACAAGUUUCUUCACUCUGAGGACAAGGUUCUUUACUCUGACGACAAGGUUCCUCACACUGAGGACAAGGUUUUGCGCUCUGAGGACAAGGUUCCUCACUCUGAGGACAAGGUUCCUCACUCUGAGAAAAAGGUUCCUCACUCUCUGGAUAAGGUUCUUUAUUUGAGGACAAGGUUCUUCACUCUGAGGACAAGGUUCUUCACUGUGAGGACAAGGUUCUUCUCUCUGAGACAAGGUUCCUCACUCGUAGGACAAGGUUCCUCACUCUGAGACAAGGUUCUUCACUCUGAGGACAAGUUUCUUCACUCUGAGGACGAGGUUCCUCACAUUGAGGGCAAGGUUCUUCACUCCGAGGACAAGGUGCCUCACUCUGAGGACAAGUUUCUUCACUCUGAGGACGAGGUUCUUCACUCUGAGGACAAGUUUCUUCACUCUGAGGACUAGGUUCUUCACUCUGAGGACCAGGUUCUUCACUCUGAGGACAAGUUUCUUCACUCUGAGGACGAGGUUCCUCACACUGAGGACAAGGUUUUGCGCUCUGAGGACAAGGUUCCUAACACUGAGAAUAAGGUUCUUCACUCUGAGGACAAGGUUCGUCACACUGAAGACAAGGUUCCUCACUUUGAGGACAAGGUUCUUCACUCUGAAGAUAAGGUUCUUCACUCAGAUGAGAAGGUUCUUCAAACUGAGGACAAGGUUCUUCACUCCGUGGAGCAGGUGCCUCACUCUGAGGACAAGGUUCCUCACUCUGAGGACAUGUUUCUUCACUCUGAUGACCAGGUCCUCCACUCUGAGGACAAGCUGCUGCACGCUGAGGACUAGGUUCCUCACACUGAGGACAAGCUUCCUCACUUUGAGGACAAGGUUCUUCACUCUGAAGACAAAGUUCUUCACUCUCAAGACAAGGUUUUUCACUCCGAGGACAAGGCUCCUCACACUGAGGACAAGGUUCCUCACUUUGAGGACAAGGUCCUCCACUCUGAGGACAAGGUUCUUCACUCUGACGACAAGAUUCUUCACUCUGAGGACUAGGUUCGUCACUCUGAGGACAAGGUUCUUAAUUCCGAGGAAAAGGUUCUUCACUCUGAGAACAAGAUUCCUCACUUUGAUGACAAGGUUCGUCACUCUGAGGACAAGUUCUUCACUCUGAGGACAAGGUUCUUCACUCUGAGGACAAGGUUUUUCACUCUGAGGACAAGGUUCUUCAUACCGAGGACAAGGUUCCUGACUCUGAGGACAAGGUUCCUCACUCUGACGACAACCUUCCUCCUUCUUAGGACAAGGUUCUUCAAUCUGAGGACAAGGUUCCUCACAUGGGUACAAAGUUCCUCCCUUUGAAGACGAGGUUAUUUAAACUCUGAGGACAAGGUUCUUAACUCUGAGGACAAGUUUCUUCACUCUGAGGACAACGUUCUUCCCUCUGAGGACAAGGUUCUUCACUCUGAGGACAAGGUUCGUCACACUCAGGCCAAAAGUGUUCACUCUGAGGACAAGGUCCUUCACUCUGAAGACAAGGUUCUUCACCCUGGGGACAAAGUUCUUCACUCUGAGGACAAUGUUCCUCACACUCAGGAAAAAAGCGCUUCACUCAGAGGACAAGGUUCCUCACUCUGAGGACAAAGUUCUUCAAUCUGAGGACAAGGUUUCUCACACUGAUGACAAGGUUCCUCAAAUUGAGGACAAGGUUCUUCACUCUGAGGACAAGGUUCUUCACUCUGAGGACAAGGUUCUUCACUCUCAGGACAAGGUCCCUCACUCUGAGGAGAAGGUUGUUCAAUCUGAGGACAAGGUUCCUCACACUGUGGACGAGGUUCCUCUCUUUGAUGACAAGGUUCGUCACUCUGAGGACAAGGUUCUUCACUCUGAGAACAAGGUUCUUCACUCUGAGGAGAAGGUUUUUCACUCUAAGAACAAGGUUCUUCACUCUGACGACAAGGUUCUUCAUUCCGAGGACAAGGUUCCUGACUCUGAGGACAAGGUUCCUCACUCUAACGACAACCUUCCUCGUCCUAAGGACAAGGUUCUUCAAUCUGAGGACAAGGUUCCUCACAUGAGGACAAGGUUCCAUACUUUGAGGACAAGGUUAUUUAAAUUCUGAGGACAAGUUUCUUCACUCUGAGGACAAGGUUCUUCACUCUGAGGACAAGGUUCUCCACUCUGAGGACAAGGUUCCUCGUUUUGAGGACAAGGUUCUUCACUCUGAAGACAAGGUUCUGCACUCUGAGGACAAGAUUCUUCACUCUGAGGACAAGGAUCCUCACUCUGAGGACAAAGUUCUUCAAUACGAGGACAAGGUUUCUCACACUGAGGACAAGGUUCCUCACUUUGAGGACAAGGUUCUUCACUCCGAGGACAAGGUGCCUCACUCUGAGGACAAGUUUCUUCACUCUGAGGACGAGGUUCUUCACUCUGAGGACAAGUUUCUUCACUCUGAGGACAAGGUUCUUUACUCUGACGACAAGGUUCCUCACACUGAGGACAAGGUUUUGCGCUCUGAGGACAAGGUUCCUCACUCUGAGGACAAGGUUCCUCACUCUGAGAAAAAGGUUCCUCACUCUCUGGAUAAG
Paramuricea clavata is the source of this 4576-nucleotide messenger RNA. Lineage: Eukaryota; Metazoa; Cnidaria; Anthozoa; Malacalcyonacea; Plexauridae. The record is from the annotation of a GenBank genome assembly.